This is a messenger RNA of Alnus glutinosa, 586 nucleotides long. RefSeq lists its product as uncharacterized. Bases 22 to 462 code for a protein of 146 amino acids. NCBI's taxonomy places the organism in Eukaryota, Viridiplantae, Streptophyta, Magnoliopsida, Fagales, Betulaceae. The transcript has 2 exons. The record is from RefSeq and is a predicted model, not a curated record.
GAAAAUCAUAAGACAUUGCACAUGGCGUCAUUGGCGUGUGUUGGCGGUCUAUCAGCAGGCCAGUCAUUGCUAUUCGCCAAAACCAAACACUCGUCACCCUUUACUUUAUCACCCGUGAGUUGUUCAAGAAACAGGGUAGGGAGGCGCUUUGGCUCAAUAAGAGCGGAGACCAUGGCCACUGAGAAACUGGGAAUCAAGAUCGAGAAGAACCCUCCCGAGUCCAAGCUCACACAACUUGGUGUCAGAAAAUGGCCCAAGUGGAGUUGCCCCCCAAGCAAAUUCCCAUGGACAUUCGAUACUAAAGAGGCCUGCUAUCUGCUUGAAGGAAAAGUGAAGGUUACUCCUGAUGGGUCUUCCGAGUCAGUCGAGAUAGGCGCGGGUGAUUUUGUCGAGUUCCCAAAAGGAAUGAGUUGCACUUGGGAUGUCUCAGUAGGUGUCGAUAAGCAUUAUAAUCUGGGCUAGUGACGUACCAAAGCCUUUUGCCGCGUAUUCCAGUAUAAUCUAUCUGGCAUUACUUCUGUGUAAAGUGAUGAAAACAUGGUUUAAAAGUUUUGCUACUUGUUACUUGUUUUUGGAGUAACUGAAA